GCAAACCUCCAAACUCCUCAACCCUCUCAAUUCAUUGAAGGAAAAAAAAAAUGGAAGUCGAGUCCCAAACCAACAAACCAACCCAACCCAAACCCAAACUAAGCAAGAACCUCAAGCUCGCCGUCGUCAUUAUCAACAUCAUCCUCAUGGCUCUCGGCAACACCGGUCGCGGCCCUUGGUCUCCGCGCCUCUACUUCGACCGCGCGACCCGCUACUGGCUCUCCAGCUUCCUCGAGACCGGAUUCCCCGUCGUCCUCCUCCCCCUCUCCCUCUCCUUCCUCCACCGCCGGCCGCGUGACCCCGCCGCGAAAGCCAUCCUCGCAGAUUGGAGGAUCUUCGCGGCGUCCGCGGCCAUCGGACUUUCAACCGGACUCGACGACUUCCUCUACGCCUACGGCCUCUCCUUCCUCCCGGUUUCUACGUCGGCGUUGUUGAUCUCUACGCAGCUCGCGUUCACGGCGCUGUUCGCGUUCUUGAUUGUGAGGCAAAGGUUUACGGCGUUCUCGAUAAACUCGGUGGCGCUGCUGACGGUGGGGGCGGCGCUGCUGGGGCUGCACUCGAGCGGGGACAGGCCCGAGGGAGUGUCGAAGAGGAACUACUACUUCGGGUUCGUGUUGACGUUGGGAGCCGCGGCGUUGUACGGGUUGAUUUUGCCGCUGAUUGAGCUGAUGUACAAGAAGGCGAGGCAGGAGAUAACCUACACGUUGGUGAUGGAGAUGCAGCUCAUCAUGGGGUUUUUUGCGACGGCCUUUUGUGCCGUUGGAAUGAUCGUUAACGAAGAUUUUCAGGCAAUUUCAAGAGAAGCAAAGAACUACGGACUAGGAGAGACCAAGUACUACUUGGUGAUCGUCUGGUCCGUGCUCUUCUGGCAGUGUUUUUUUCUCGGUGCGGUCGGAGUUAUCUUCUGUGUCAACACAUUGCUGGCCGGGAUACUCAUCGCAGUGUUCAUCCCGAUGGUCGAGGUUUUGGGUGUCAUACUCUUCCAUGAGAAGUUCAGCAGUGAAAAAGGUGUUGCUCUUGUUUUGUCCCUCUGGGGUUUGGCUUCCUACUCCUACGGAGAGUAUCUAGAAAACAAGAAGAAGAAGAAGAAAAUGGAGGAUGCAGUUCUUUCAAAUCAAAGCACAAAUACAUAACAAACAUUGCAUGGUACAAUAAAUUUAUUAGCAAUAUUUGAGUAUGUAUUUCACAUCAAAUUAUAUAUAUAUAUACAAACGACGACGGGUUCACCCCAAAUUUGAUGUGUUGUGGGUUUUAGAAUAUGUAGAUCAAGUUCAACGGAACGGAUCAUCCAUAAUGUAACUUAAUCAUGUGAUUUUAGGC
This is a messenger RNA of Asparagus officinalis (garden asparagus), 1320 nucleotides long. Its product is annotated as purine permease 1-like. The record is from RefSeq and is a predicted model, not a curated record. NCBI's taxonomy places the organism in Eukaryota, Viridiplantae, Streptophyta, Magnoliopsida, Asparagales, Asparagaceae. Gene Ontology annotation, cellular component: membrane. Gene Ontology annotation, molecular function: purine nucleoside transmembrane transporter activity.